GCGCCGGGCGACCCUUGGGGCGCGCUGGACUCGAGAGGUGGCGGCCGGCUAUGGGGAGGCAACCCGGUCCAACUGGGGUAUGAGUUGUAGGUCUGGCUCCAUCUCUCCAACAUCAGCAGGAACCCCUGAGCCUAGGCCCAGACGGCCUGGGUUCCAUGGGCCCUAAGUCCGCGCUGAGCUGCAGCUGCCGAGCCAGGGCAUCGAGGGCUGGAGUGGAGCAGACACUGUCCAUGGAGCUGGUGGACAAGGUGGACAGGGGGUGGUGGUAAUGGCGCAGUUCGACACUGAAUACCAGCGCCUAGAGGCUUCCUACAGCGAUUCACCCCCUGGAGAGGAAGAUCUGUUGGUGCACGUCCCUGAGGGGAGCAAGUCACCUUGGCACCACAUCGAAAACCUUGACCUCUUCUUCUCUCGAGUUUAUAAUCUACAUCAGAAGAAUGGCUUCACUUGUAUGCUCAUCGGGGAAAUCUUUGAGCUCAUGCAGUUCCUCUUUGUGGUCGCCUUCACCACCUUCCUGGUUAGCUGUGUGGACUACGACAUCCUAUUUGCCAACAAGAUGGUGAACCACAGCCUUCACCCUACUGAGCCUGUUAAGGUCACUUUGCCAGAUGCCUUUUUACCUGCCCAAGUCUGUAGCGCCAGGAUUCAAGAAAAUGGCUCUCUUAUCACCAUCCUGGUCAUCGCUGGUGUCUUCUGGAUCCACCGGCUCAUCAAGUUCAUCUAUAACAUUUGCUGCUACUGGGAGAUCCACUCCUUCUACCUGCAUGCUCUGCGCAUCCCCAUGUCUGCCCUUCCCUACUGCACAUGGCAGGAAGUGCAGGCCCGAAUUGUCCAGACCCAGAAAGAGCACCAGAUCUGCAUUCACAAGCGCGAGCUGACAGAGCUGGACAUCUACCACCGCAUCCUCCGCUUCCAGAACUACAUGGUGGCCUUGGUCAACAAAUCCCUCCUGCCCCUGCGCUUCCGCCUGCCCGGCCUUGGGGAGGCUGUCUUCUUCACCCGUGGCCUCAAGUACAACUUCGAGCUGAUCCUCUUCUGGGGCCCCGGCUCUCUGUUUCUCAAUGAGUGGAGCCUCAAGGCCGAGUACAAACGCGGGGGGCAACGGCUGGAGCUGGCCCAGCGCCUCAGCAACCGCAUCCUGUGGAUUGGCAUUGCUAACUUCUUGCUGUGCCCCCUCAUCCUCAUCUGGCAGAUCCUCUACGCCUUCUUCAGCUACGCCGAGGUGCUGAAGCGGGAGCCGGGGGCCCUGGGAGCGCGCUGCUGGUCACUCUAUGGCCGCUGCUACCUCCGCCACUUCAACGAGCUGGAGCACGAGCUGCAGUCCCGCCUCAGUCGCGGCUACAAGCCCGCCUCCAAGUACAUGAAUUGCUUCUUAUCGCCUCUGCUGACGCUGCUGGCCAAGAAUGGUGCCUUCUUCGCCGGCUCCAUCCUGGCUGUGCUCAUCGCUCUCACCAUCUAUGAUGAAGAUGUGUUGGCUGUGGAACACGUGCUCACCACAGUCACACUCCUGGGGGUCACUGUGACUGUGUGCAGGUCCUUUAUCCCGGACCAGCACAUGGUGUUCUGCCCUGAGCAGCUGCUCCGCGUGAUCCUCGCUCACAUCCACUACAUGCCUGACCACUGGCAGGGUAAUGCCCACCGCUCGCAGACCCGGGACGAGUUUGCCCAGCUCUUCCAGUACAAGGCAGUGUUCAUCUUGGAGGAGUUGCUGAGCCCCAUUGUGACACCGCUCAUCCUCAUCUUCUGCCUGCGCCCGCGAGCUCUGGAGAUUAUAGACUUCUUCCGUAAUUUCACCGUGGAGGUCGUUGGCGUUGGAGAUACCUGCUCCUUUGCGCAGAUGGAUGUUCGCCAGCACGGACAUCCACAGUGGCUCUCCGGCGGGCAGACAGAGGCCUCGGUGUACCAGCAAGCCGAGGACGGGAAGACGGAGCUGUCACUCAUGCACUUUGCGAUCACCAACCCUGGCUGGCAGCCACCACGGGAGAGCACGGCCUUCCUAGGCUUCCUCAAGGAGCAGGUUCAGCGGGAUGGAGCAGCUGCUAACCUCGCCCAAGGGGGUCUGCUCCCUGAAAACGCCCUUUUUACAUCUAUCCAAUCUUUGCAGUCUGAGUCCGAGCCACUGAGCCUUAUUGCAAAUGUGGUAGCUGGCUCAUCCUGCCGGGGCCCCCCACUGCCCAGAGACCUCCAGGCCUCCAGGCACAGGGCUGAAGUUGCCUCUGCCCUGCGCUCCUUCUCGCCCCUGCAACCUGGUCAGGUUCCCACAGGCCGGGCUCCCAACACUAUGACAGGCUCUGGAGUGGACGCCAGGACGGCCAGCUCCGGAAGCAGUGUGUGGGAAGGACAGCUGCAGAGCCUGGUGCUGUCAGAGUACGCAUCCACCGAGAUGAGCCUGCACGCGCUCUACAUGCACCAGCUCCACAAGCAGCAGGCGCAGGCCGAACCCGAGCGGCACGUCUGGCACCGUCGGGAGAGUGAUGAGAGUGGGGAGAGUGCGCCUGAAGAAGGGGGAGAGGGCGGCCGGGCCUCUCAGCUGAUCCCCCGCUCUGCCAGCUACCCCUGCGCUGCAUCCCGGCCUGGAGCACCUGAGACUACUGCCCUCCAGGGGGGUUUCCAGAGGCGCUAUGGGGGCAUCACAGACCCCGGCACAGUGCCUCGAGCUCCCUCUCACUUUUCUCGGCUGCCCCUUGGAGGGUGGGCUGAAGACGGGCAGUCGGCAUCAAGACACCCAGAGCCCGUGCCCGAGGAGGGCUCGGAGGAUGAGCUUCCUCCCCAGGUGCACAAGGUAUAGACAAGGCUGAUGAGGGUCCCUCUGCCCCAGGAUGGUGGCCACCGUUGCCCGCCAUCCCGUCCACCCACCAUGGAGGGCUCCUCUGAGUGCUGCCUAGCUCCACGCGUGUGGUGUUUGUGUGUCCGUGCCUGGCCAAGGGAGGUGCCAACACUGGGCUUGCCACAGCCCCAGGAGAGAAACUGGGGGCCUGGAACCAGGGCACACAGGACUCUAGCCUCACCUCCAGGACCCCCCCCUUGGCUCAGAGUGUGGUGCUAGAAACUGGCCCCCGGCCCAGCCCCAGUACUGCCACCUCUGCACCCACCCUGCAGAUCUACCGAGGACUGUCUGCCACAGAAGCUGCCAAGCAGGGAGAGUCUGUGCCAACUGUGGAGUGGGGAGGUUGGGCCUGGACCCUCAAGCUCUGCAGUGCCCUCCCCCCACCCUGAACGGAUGAGCAGCUCAGGCUGCGGCCCUUACCUCACCCUCAUUCUCUCCCAGCGCUGCAGCCUGCUCUCCUCUCUCCUGCUUCCCCGCACAUCACUGGCAUGUGUGUUCGCUUGCUCCGUUCUGUUCAGCUUUUGCUUUGCGUUGGCGUGUCGCCCCCCAGCUCCCUUCGUGCUAUUUUUUGACACUAAGAAGGAAGGUUUCAAAAUUGCGGGAACAGAAUGGAAGUCUUUUGCUGCCCUUUCCAACUUGUAGGGUAGGAUCGGCCCCUGGAACGAACGGAGGCCUCCUUGCCCCCCAAUGCUGCUUAUUGUACCUCCAACCACUGCACAUGGGAUGGACAGGGCUGGAAUGUGCCCUCUGCUGUCUACCUCCCAGUAGGAGAGCUCUGGCUGGCAUCCCGCUGUCCCCUAGUGGGGGAUGGAGGGGCAACUGGACGGUUUCGCCCUGGGCUUUGGGCUGCCGCGUUGCAUGCUGGGACCCAGCUCCUACCCUCCGCCUCACCCCUCACCCAACUCUGGUCCUUAGCGGUGAGUGGAGAACGGGCGCUGCCACGGAAGUCACAGCGGAGCGGGGUGGGGGCCGUGUACAGCUUGAUAACCCUUAAUAAAGAAGGGACUUUGACCUGGU
Molecule: messenger RNA, 3844 nt
Organism: Condylura cristata (star-nosed mole)
Lineage: Eukaryota; Metazoa; Chordata; Mammalia; Eulipotyphla; Talpidae
Gene: ATG9A
Product: autophagy related 9A
Exons: 16
Coding region: 269-2788 (839 amino acids)
Biological process (GO): protein localization to phagophore assembly site; autophagy of mitochondrion
Cellular component (GO): phagophore assembly site; autophagosome
Source: RefSeq, a predicted model, not a curated record